Empidonax traillii (willow flycatcher) is the source of this 2427-nucleotide messenger RNA. RefSeq names its product lysophosphatidylcholine acyltransferase 1 (gene LPCAT1). The record is from RefSeq and is a predicted model, not a curated record. Bases 134 to 1717 code for a protein of 527 amino acids. The transcript has 14 exons. Gene Ontology annotation, molecular function: calcium ion binding. Lineage: Eukaryota; Metazoa; Chordata; Aves; Passeriformes; Tyrannidae.
GAGCGCUCCGGCCGCCGGUGCCGCCCGCGCUGCCCGCCCGCUCUCCCGCACUCGCUCCCGCCUGCCGCUGCCCGGACACCGGCGGUCACCGCGCAGCGCCCGCGCCCUCUGCCGCGCCGGGUCCUGCCCCGCCAUGAAGUUGAGCAGCCGGGGCCGGGGAUGCUGCGUGGGCGGCAGCCGGGAGCGCGGGCCGCCGCCGCGGAGCCCCUUCGUGCACCAGCUGCGCUUCAGCCCCCUGGAGAAAGCCAAGAUUGCCUUCAUGACCUUGACUCUGUUUCCUAUCCGACUCUUUUUUGCUGCUUUUAUGAUGUUGCUGGCCUGGCCUUUUGCAUUCAUUGCUUCAAUGGGAUCUGAUGAGCAAGAGCUUGAAAAGCCCCUCUCCUGGUGGCGAAAGAUAGUGGAUGUUUUGCUGAAAGCAAUCAUGAGAAUGAUGUGGCUUGCUGGUGGAUUCCACUGGAUAAAUGUUAAAGGCAGACGGGCAUUGCCAGCGGAAGCAGCAAUAUUAACUGUGGCUCCCCACUCUUCCUACUUUGAUGCCAUUCCAGUAACUAUGACCUUCGCCUCCAUUGUGAUGAAAGCAGAAAGCAAAGAUAUUCCUGUUUGGGGAACUCUAAUCAAAUACAUCCGACCAGUAUUUGUAUCUCGGUCAGACCAGGAUUCUCGCAGGAAAACUGUAGAAGAGAUAAAGAGGCGUGCUCAGUCUGAUGGGAAGUGGCCACAGAUAAUGAUAUUUCCAGAGGGCACUUGCACAAACCGAUCCUGUCUAAUUACAUUCAAACCUGGAGCAUUUAUUCCUGGAGUUCCUGUACAGCCAGUGGUUUUACGUUAUCCAAACAAACUGGACACAAUCACAUGGACAUGGCAAGGACCAGGAGCGUUUGAAAUUCUGUGGCUUACUUUAUGUCAGUUUCACAAUUCUGUGGAAAUUGAGUUUCUACCCGUGUAUAUUCCUUCAGAAGAAGAAAGAAAAAAUCCAGUGUUAUAUGCCAAUAAUGUCAGACGUGUAAUGGCAGAGGCGUUGGGAGUUUCAGUGACAGACUAUACAUUUGAAGACUGUCAGCUAGCUUUGGCUGAAGGACAACUUCGUCUGCCUUCAGAUACGUGUCUUUUAGAAUUUGCAAAGCUUGUGAGAAGCCUUGGGCUGAAGCCAGAAACACUUGAAGAUGAUCUUGAUAAAUAUGCUGCAAGUGCCAUGAAAAUGAAGAAAGAAAAGGUUGAUCUUAAAGAAUUUUCAGCAUACUUGGAAUUUCCAGUUUCUCACACAUUAGAAAGUAUGUUCGCACUUUUUGAUGAGAAUGAAGAUGGUGUAAUUGACAUUCGGGAAUUUGUCAUUGCUCUGUCAGUUGUCUGUAAGCCAUCCAAAACUCUGGAAACAAUUCAGCUGGCAUUUCAGUUGUAUCAGUCAGAAAGCGGAACUAUAACAGAAGAGGAUUUAGAGCAUAUUCUGAAGACUGCCAUGGGUGUAUCACAGAUUAAUGUUACACAUCUCUUCAGAGCUGUAGAUGAAGAAGAAAAAGGAAAGAUUACAUAUGAUGACUUCUACACAUUUGCUGAGUUGCACCCACACUUUGCAGAAGACUAUCUAUAUGCUGAUCAGAUGGGAGCUGAGAGCAGCUUGGAGACUUCAUCUCUUUCUGCUCCUAAUGGUAUCUGUACUGACUUCAGCCCUGACAACACUGAAGAUAAAAACAAGCCCCUGCAGAAGAAACUGAAUUAACACUGCAACUCUUACCUUCCUCUCCUGGUGAGAGGGUUGUCUUUUCUUGGGAUUUUCAUAAGUCACUCCAAUUAUACAGCAAAUACCAGUUUUGUGUGUGAAAGUUCUUCUACCUUAAUACCAUUCUUUGAAUCAUACGUGCUGUAUUUAACAACAUGUUCCAGGUUACUUUGGGAAAGGUGUUUUUAUUUUUUUUUUUUUAAAGGGUCUUUGAAAGGCAAAAAUGUGAAUGUGCUUCAUUAUUAAUGUUCAUAUUUAAAAGGAAGCAGCACACUUAUUUAUAUUCCAUUGAUUAGUUUUCUGUACAAAGUGUCGCACAAACUGUGCAUGUAAAAAGAAACUGUAGCUACUAUGGUGUUAAGUGCACUUUGGUGAUUAGUGUUCUCCCUAGUUAUGGGGAUGUUUAUUUGGGGCCAAACUUUGCUGUCUAUAUUUGCAUAGCCAGUCCUGUUGACUUCAGUUGGAUUAUUCUCUUGAGCAGAGCAAGCAUAUUUUGGCCCUUUGUUUUGGUUUCAAUGAACAGUUUGGAAACAGUAAUACAAAAACUUGCUAAGGAUUACUUUUUAUUUUUAUUGUUGAAUGACAAAAUUGUUUCUCUUUCAGUCUAUUCCAUGGUAGAAUGAAAAGGAAAGGCUCCUUAUCCCUCACCCCGACACUUUUCUACUGUAAUCUUCCGGAUGCAAUUAAACAUGAAUUUUUUUCCAAACUGA